Melanotaenia boesemani (Boeseman's rainbowfish) is the source of this 5437-nucleotide messenger RNA. It is a transcript of the gene slc24a4b, whose product is annotated as solute carrier family 24 member 4b. Gene Ontology annotation, molecular function: calcium channel activity; calcium, potassium:sodium antiporter activity. Gene Ontology annotation, cellular component: membrane. Lineage: Eukaryota; Metazoa; Chordata; Actinopteri; Atheriniformes; Melanotaeniidae. The transcript has 17 exons. The record is from RefSeq and is a predicted model, not a curated record. Bases 580 to 2361 code for a protein of 593 amino acids. Gene Ontology annotation, biological process: calcium ion transmembrane transport; intracellular calcium ion homeostasis.
CAUGUGGAGUGGGAGGUGCCCGAGCGAGGCGAACAACACCACUGCUGUCCGAAUUUAACAAUUAACCUUGAUGAGCGCAGAUUGGUUUCACUUAACAGGCGCAGGUGCGUAGGAUUUGCGGCGCAACUGAGCGAUUUCGGGUUUGUUGCUGGACACUGACGCAUCUUAUGCUAAACAGAAACUCCACCACGGAUGAAGAAUAGUGCAGCUGAUAGGCUAUAUGGGGAUGCAUGUUGGGACAGGAUGCAUGCUGCAAUUAAAUCCCGUCCAAUACUCAUCAUCUGGCUGAAUCCGAAUUCAGGAGCGUCGCUGAAUUAAUUUGGACACCUAUAUCGGAAUUUGACCGCCGUGUCAUUGCCCGCUGUUCACACAGUCCCGGCAGCUGAAAGGCAUCUUCUCAGCGGCGGAGACGAUAAAGGGGGGGAAAGUGUCCGCUUCACUACUCCAUCUGCGCACUGGACGGCUUGAAAUGAGGACCACAUCCCGGCUGUGCUCCGUGUAAAGAGGCAAGCGGGGCGGCAGUUUCUACGGCUCUCAAGGACGCAAAAAAGUGGCCGCCGGCCCAGCAAGCUGCAAAGCAUGGAGCGGGACGACAAUGACACAGUGAGCCCGUCCAAAAAGACAAUAAUUGCGAAGAUAUUUAAAGUUCGCAAAAGGAGGGAGAUGCUGUUCGUCCAGGUGUGCUUUAUCUGCAGUGUUCUCUUCGUGGCAUGGAGCAUGUCGGCGCUGUUAACCAAGACAGGGCAUGGGAUGAUUGUGGAGGGACAUCCAGACCUUGACCACUGGGGAAGACGGCUAUUGGCUUCAGUAUCAGAAAAUGAAACGGAGCCAAAGAACUGCUCAGAGCCAGCAAUACAUGAGUUCCCUGAUGACCUUUUCACCAAUGAUGAAAGGAAGAGUGGAGCCGUUAUGCUGCACAUUGUGGCGACUCUCUACAUGUUCCUGGCUCUUGCCAUAACAUGCGAUGAAUACUUUGUGACAUCGCUGGAGAAAAUCUGUGAGAAACUAGAUCUGAGUGAAGAUGUUGCAGGAGCCACUUUCAUGGCAGCUGGCAGUUCUGCACCAGAGCUUUUUGCUUCUGUCAUUGGUGUCUUCAUCACCCACGGUGACGUGGGGGUGGGGACCAUCGUUGGCUCAGCAGUCUUCAACAUCCUAUGCAUCAUUGGUGUCUGUGGCAUCUUUGCAGGACAGGUAGUGAUGCUGACCUGGUGGGCUGUUUUCAGGGAUUCCUUCUACUACAUCCUGUCUGUUGUGGCUCUGAUUGCAUUCAUCUAUGAUGAUAAAAUAGUCUGGUGGGAGAGUUUAGUGCUGGUUGUCAUGUAUGCAGGAUACAUCCUCGUCAUGAAAUUCAACUCCAGCAUGCAGAAGUUUUUCACAGGGAAGGCUAAGAAAAAUGUGGCCAACGGUAAUGCGGCAGGCAGCAGUGAGAUGGAGGACGUCAAGCCAAGCAAAGCUUACAGCCGCGGCUCUGUGGUGAUGGUGGAUGAGAUGAUGAAUGAAAGCCCAUCAAAGUUCAGGUUUCCAGAGGCAGGCCUCCGUGUGAUGGUUACCAGCCACUUUGGACCCAAGACCCGCCUGCGCAUGGCUAGUCGCCUAAUCAUUACAGAGCGCCAGAAGUUGGUGCAAGCAUCCAAUGGGGUGGAGACACAAGUGAUUGAUGGGAAAGUUGAAAUUGAGAACGGAAACGUACCAGAAGACAAACCCACCGAGGCGGAGGAAAAUGACACCAUCUCACCGUUUCAUAUUCCAAGGGGUAUUGGCAGCAAGCUGAAGUGGCUGCUCUCAUGGCCUCUGCUCCUGCUGCUCUACUUGACCGUCCCAAACUGUGCCAAGCCUCGUUGGGAGAAAUACUUUAUGCUCUCUUUUGUCCUGUCUACUGUUUGGAUUGCAGUCUUCUCCUAUCUGAUGGUCUGGAUGGUAACUAUAAUUGGCUACACUUUGGGAAUCCCAGAUGUCAUCAUGGGCAUCACAUUUCUGGCUGCAGGCACAAGCGUUCCAGACUGCAUAGCCAGUCUCAUUGUGGCUCGGCAAGGUCUGGGUGACAUGGCAGUGUCCAACACUAUUGGUAGCAAUGUAUUUGAUAUUCUAGUGGGACUUGGGGUUCCAUGGGCAAUACAGACCAUGUGUGUCAGCUACGGAUCAGUGGUGAUGAUUAACAGUCGGGGGUUGGUGUACUCAGUGGUGCUUCUGCUGGGCUCUGUGGCAUUAACGGUGUUGGGGAUCCAUCUGAACAAGUGGCGGUUGGAUUUCAAGCUGGGCAUGUACGUCAUCAUCCUGUAUGCCGUUUUCCUCUGUUUCUCCAUCAUGAUAGAAUACAACGUCUUCACUUUUGUCAACCUGCCCAUGUGCAUGGAGGAGUAAAGCACAGCAGUAUGCUUCAAAUACCAAAACCUCAAUGUUCCUGUAGUCCUUUUUUUUUUUUUUUUUUUUUUUUUUUUUUCCCCCUCUAAUAAUACUGGACCUAUGUGCUGACUUUUUUUUUCCUGCUUUGACUCUUUCUUUGAAAUCCUCUAGUUUGAUAAAAGAAUCUAAUUUCUGUACGAGGCAGCGCACUGUAAGAAUGGACUCGAAUAUAGCUCGAAAUUGUCCCCUUGUCACACAGUGCCAGUCCUUUCUUUUUUUUUCUAUUUUUUUAAUGCCCAUUAUUUCAGGCGAUGCGUGUUUCUGCAGUAAUUUUUCUUUAGUUUCUCUGUGCGCCUGCAAACUUUCUACCCAUCCAGCAUGCCUUUAGAUGUUGGGGACCUUCAGAAUCAUAAGUGCCCCUGUUGAUUGUCGGUGUGUUUUUUCACUGUUCACGUUGUAGAUUUCCACACCAUUUCUAAAGCUUUUCCACAAACCAAAUCAGUAUAUCAAGGAAAAAAAAUCUAACCACAAAUCCUGACUCUAAUCAAAGCCCUUGCAUACUGUAGUGAGAACUCUCCUGAAAGUCAUUCCUAAAAGAUUUACUGAGUUACCACAGUGUCCUAAGCAACCCCUUGUAGGUGGGGUCUUGUCCUUGGCAGCUCCCCUUCUCCAGCUUGGACCUGCAUCCCCUGGCAUGGCCUUUGGCAUCAGGGAGCAGACACUGUUAGUGCUUCACUCACCCUGUGUGACUCUGACCCUCAACUGCUUGAUUGAAUCUGCUCUGUUUUCUUAAAGACCUUUUUUGUUGGGACACUUUGUGUCUAGAUGUAUCACAGUCCAAAUCAGGUGACUGUGAGGGUGUUAUGCAUCUGCACCAGUGCACAAUGUAAAUUUGUAAACACUUUUUUUUGUAUUUAUUUUUUUUCAAAACAAGGUUUUGUCUAGUUUGAAAAAAUGGAGAGCUUGUUGCAAAUAUCAGACAUUGCUCGUUUCUCACUGAAACAAAUUGCACAUGAAAAUGCUUUUCUUGCUUCCGUUAGAUUUGAACCUCUCAGAGGUCUGUCUGGAGCUGGUAACAACUCCACUUUGUCAUGAUUUUCCAUUUGGCAUUGGGUUGUUCCUCUUUUUCCUCUGCACAAGUACAGACAACACAAAACAAAAAAAAAAAAAAAAAAAAAAAACUGGCUCCACAUCUGUCAGAUGCAAGUAACCAUCAUCAGAUGACUUUCUCAUUUAAAGAUGGCAGCAGCUUGAAGGUAUAGCAAAUGCAAAGAAACUAGAUGGUUCUUGACACUGUCUGCUGUAACACUCUCUGGCCAGUAGGGGCUACUGCAGCCCCUCUACCAGUGCAGGGGUGGCAAUCACAACCGUCGGUUAUCAGGGAAUCUUGGAGAUGAACAACUCCAGGAGGUGGAGAUGGUGAUGGUGUAUUGAUUUUUGAGUUACAUGUAGAUAUUGCACUUUAACAGCCGUCCUGUCAUUCUGAAUCAACUAGUGCUUCCUUCUGUGUGUGUGUACUUUCAGUGUACAUGUCAGCGUGAUGGUAUGUGUGUGCAAGAGAACACUGCGUGCAUGUGUGUGCUUGGUUUGGGCCCAACUACGUUUCUUACACAGGCCUCUGGAUUCUCAAAACGGACUGGAACCUCAUUGACAACGUGAGCACACCCGUCUCUGUCUGCAGUGCAUGCUGGGACUUUAAACACAGCUCCUCUACAGCACAGUGAAAACGCUGAGGGCUUCCGGGUGUCUCCAUGGAAACUGCCUGGCCCACUUUACAAAAAUCGGCAGCUAAGAGCACUGCAAUCCAGACUUUGACAUCAUGCAAAAACCCUGGUGAGAAGUCAACAAAACAGGUGCAGAGACUAAAACCACCGCGUGAGUGUGUGUGUGCGUGUGUGGGGAGUGUUUAAGUGUUGAAAAUAUUCCCCUGCCAGUUCAUUGGUGGAGGGUACUUGUAUAUGCAAUCUAAAUGUAAAGAAUUUAUGUAACAAAAGGCCCCUGCAAGGUUGCCAUAUAAGACGGGGCAUCCCGUGGAGAUGUGACGUCAGUUUGUCUAGUAGUACUUAAUGUGUGAGCUCACAGGUGUGUGACAGCCGAGGAACUGAGCGUAAAACAUGGACACGACUGGAGCAGUGGCUCUGUGGGAAGUCUCUUCCCUCUAUAAAUAUUCCUUUCCUAUUUUUUUUUUGGUCUUUCUCCACUCUUGCACAAGGGCAUUAACUUUCACCAACCCUAGCUGAAAGAGCAGAGGGAAAACUAGAUGAAUGAGUGGAUGACUUUUCUCAGCUUCCCUCAGGACUGGGUGACCUGGGUGAGGGCCCACCCUCUAAGGAAUUUACAAAUCCUUGGACCUCCUCAGGGUGCUACCUUACCUGGUUUUAAACUGAUUUUUAAUGGAUCGAGGCAACCACACAGGGCCUACAGACUCCUUAAACCUCUUCAAAACGUUCACUCAGACUUACCAAGCUUAAUUUCCUUUUUUUUUCGGUGGGGGGUAAUAUGCUUUCUGGGAAGAAAGCAUGUCAGUACUGUACUUUAGUUGAUUCAGAAUGUGCAGUAUUUUUUUUUUUUUUUUUUUGCUUUCUAUGUGGUCCUGUCCCAGUUUGUGCACAGCAGAGGUUCAAACACUGCCCUUCUCUUUGUCCUUGUCUUGACGCACAGUGUACAUCCUCACCGGUUGUCUGGCUCGCGACUUUGCUACCAAGUCAGUUCUUUUUUGGUUGAGGAAGGAACCUGGGGUUGAACUGAGACGUCAUUCUUGUCAUAGCUCUGCAUAAGUCCAAAUUGUAUGGGCAUCCUGUAAACAAGCGUACACACUUACACAUUAGAAAUGGAACCUAAACACAAGAGGACCAGUAUGUUUUGACUGAAUGCGACCUGAUGCACUGUGAGCUCAAUGUGAUGUGGGAGUUGUUUGUCAAGAAUAAUGAUUAAAAUAUAUUUAAUGUAAAGUUAUUAAAACAUUAUUGAGGACAUCUGUAUAACUUAUAUGAAUGUAUUGUCUUGCUAUACUGGACAUAUCCAACCAAUGCAUUUUACUGUAAAGCAAUAAUGUGAAGAAAAAAAAAAUAAAAUGGAAAAAAUUACUCCUGUA